Molecule: messenger RNA, 1356 nt
Organism: Empidonax traillii (willow flycatcher)
Lineage: Eukaryota; Metazoa; Chordata; Aves; Passeriformes; Tyrannidae
Gene: PITPNA
Product: phosphatidylinositol transfer protein alpha
Exons: 12
Coding region: 123-938 (271 amino acids)
Biological process (GO): phospholipid transport
Cellular component (GO): cytoplasm
Molecular function (GO): phosphatidylinositol binding; phosphatidylinositol transfer activity; phosphatidylcholine intramembrane carrier activity
Source: RefSeq, a predicted model, not a curated record
GCUGGGCUCGGCUCGGCUCGGCUCGGCUCCAUCGCCGUCCGGCAGCGGAGCGGCCCCGGGGAACGCGCCUCCUUGUCACCUUCAGCGGGGCUGGCCCGGCCGGGAGGCGCGGCGGCACCGCCAUGGUGCUCAUCAAGGAAUACCGCGUCAUCCUGCCUGUGUCUGUGGAGGAGUAUCAAGUGGGGCAACUGUAUUCUGUGGCAGAAGCCAGUAAAAAUGAAACUGGAGGAGGAGAAGGAGUGGAGGUGCUGGUGAACGAACCCUACGAAAGGGAUGGAGAACGUGGGCAGUACACACACAAGAUCUACCACUUACAGAGCAAGGUGCCAACGUUUGUGAGAAUGCUGGCCCCUGAAGGAGCUCUGAAUAUACAUGAAAAAGCAUGGAAUGCCUAUCCCUACUGCAGAACCGUUAUUACAAAUGAGUAUAUGAAGGAUGACUUCCUGAUCAAAAUUGAAACCUGGCAUAAAUCAGAUCUUGGAACACAAGAGAAUGUGCAUAAACUGGAGCCAGAGGUAUGGAAGAGUGUAGAAGCCAUUUACAUAGACAUUGCUGAUCGGAGUCAAGUCCUUCCCAAGGAUUACAAGGCAGAAGAAGAUCCAGCAAAAUUCAAGUCUGUCAAGACUGGCCGUGGACCUCUGGGUCCCAACUGGAAGAAGGACCUGGGGAAGCAGUCAGAUUGUCCAUACAUGUGUGCUUACAAGCUGGUAACAGUCAAGUUCAAGUGGUGGGGCCUGCAAAAUAAAGUUGAGAACUUUAUACAGAAGCAAGAAAAGCGUCUCUUCACAAACUUCCAUCGGCAGCUCUUCUGCUGGCUCGAUAAGUGGGUUGAUCUGACUAUGGAGGACAUUCGUAGGAUGGAGGAGGAGACCAAGAGACAGCUGGAUGAGAUGAGAGAAAAAGAUCCAGUGAAAGGAAUGUCGGCUGCAGAUGACUAAUAUGACUCCUUCCUCGUGCACUUUUCAAGACAGUCAUCAGGAAGGCCCAGGGAAUCCACACUCUUGACUGACGGACCAUCUCUGGAUCAAGCCUUUCUCUACCCAAUCGGCAGGCGAUUUGAAACCUCCCAUAGCUAAUUCUAGAUGCCCCUUAAUAUUGUGAGCAAAUAGACCGUCUGGUACUAAGCACUCCAAUGUUAGCACGUGUAUCCCCAGGAGGCAGCUCCUCGGAGACGUGUGAUUUAGAGAUCGCUGUAUUUACAACUCCUCCCUCCUCUUUUUUUCAUUGUGUUCAGACCAAUUUCCAUGUGGCCCCGUUUGAUUUCCAAGUGACAUUUUUAGCUAAAAAUAGUCUUGUGAUGUGGUGACUUAGAUUUUUUUCUUUUUUUUUUUUUUUUUUUUUUUUUUUUUUUUUUUU